Messenger RNA from Daldinia decipiens, 1519 nucleotides. RefSeq lists its product as uncharacterized. The transcript is spliced from 3 exons. Bases 630 to 1265 code for a protein of 211 amino acids. The record is from RefSeq and is a predicted model, not a curated record. Lineage: Eukaryota; Fungi; Ascomycota; Sordariomycetes; Xylariales; Hypoxylaceae.
GUUUAGAUGUUCAAUAGUUAUACGGUAGUUUCCCCUGGUUACCCCCUUUUAAUUAGAGCCCGAUAUACCACUCUCAUGUCUUAGUAGUCAACCCACCGCUUUCUACUCGGUAGAUGGGGAUAGUUAAAACUUCUAUUCCAUCCCAAGUUCAAAUGUUCAUCGUACGGUGUCACUACCAAGUGCCAUUUCACUAAUCGUGAUCGUACCAUACGCUUACAAGAUUGUCUCACGGAUAGUAAUAACGCUUCUUGACGCGAGUUCAACCAUCCGCAUGUUUCAGUAUAGACCUAAGUCAUACCUUGUAAUCUCCGUCAACUCCCAUUGUGCGACACAAGCGUCGUGGUGCUUGGAGCAAACCUACUCGUCUGAAGCUUUGGUAUACCCUUCUUUUAGUACAAAUCAAUGCCUGUGCCACUAGUAUUAGCAAUAGCUUCAAAUUGAAAUGCCCCGCUAAUCUGGGGAUCAUGCGCGUAGAGGGGAACAAGUAGGACAGGACGGCUUAAGAUCUACCCAGAUGAGAUCAGUCAAGGUAUUAUAAAGAACGGCAGUCCUGAUGCCCCCCCAUCUAAGCUGCUUCGGCCUGUAUAUCCGGCUAUACUACGUCCCCUCCUCCAAGUCACUCGUUCACAAUGGCCAUAUACUGGCUUCUGUCACUCGUUUGCCUACUGACACCCCUCUCAUCCGCCGCACAGGGCUAUUCAGGCGGUGGUCUUGCGGACGAAACCGUUACCAAGAGCGUCACUGAGACUAUCACGAAAUAUCUAUCUCAAUGCGGUACAUUGGAAACUCCGUCUCAUACUCCAGAUAUAACACUAUCCGGAACCACUACGCUUACGAGCUCCCUCCAAGCAACCACCUUUGUCACAAUAAUAUCCAAUGUGACCAACCACUCGGAAGCUGCUCCUAUCGGUUCUACCCUCUCCCAAUCGGACAGCACGCUUCGUACUCCUAAUAUCACACCCACGGCUCUUACAACGGAAAGCAGUUACCCCGCGUCCCAUUACUCUUCAACUCAUGCCAAUACCACGAAGAUACCUUGCUCAACUUCGACUUCGACUCUCUUAGUCCCAGUCCCCCCCGGUUCAUCUUCUCAUUCUACGCCUUGUACCACAUCGUUCCGUAGCACGUAUUCUACGUCAGCACCGACUACAUCACCAACCCAGAUACCAGUUAGUGGAUCGGCUAGACUUAGGGGAGUCGUAGCUACGCGGAAAUUCCUAGGGGUAUUAACUAUAGUCUCCGUAUUAAUUGCGGGCUUUCUAUGAAAGAAGCCAUGCUGUAAUGAGAGAUGGCUACGGUUGACUCACUACGUUCUCGAUGCUUACGGAGCCCUGGGCAUGCUCAUGAACUUGCGCCUAUGUUCUCUAAGGCGAUGUUUAUGUAACGACAGCAGGCCUGAUUCUGGCCACGGGGGGCUAAUUAAAAAUUGGUUUCGUUAGUUAAUCUCUUCUAAGUAGUUCUAGUAAUAGAGGUACAAUUUGGAUGGUUUUCUGGAAGUAAAGAACAUUAUAUCGUCCUG